Molecule: messenger RNA, 1231 nt
Organism: Scylla paramamosain (green mud crab)
Lineage: Eukaryota; Metazoa; Arthropoda; Malacostraca; Decapoda; Portunidae
Exons: 3
Coding region: 111-578 (155 amino acids)
Source: RefSeq, a predicted model, not a curated record
UAAUUGUGCCUUGACCAUGGGUUCGUCAGUGAUUACCACCUGCCUCCUCCACCUCCUCCUCCUCCUCCUCCCGAUUCUCCACUGCGUCCUUAUUCUCUGAGGACGUGGAGAUGCUACCUGGAGUGCUCGUCGAGUCUGAUGUGCCGCUGGAGGGGGACGUGGUGUAUGAGACUGAAGAGCGAGAGGAGGAAGUGCUUACCUGUAUCAAGGAGAACAUUAACUCUACUCUAACUCAGGCGAAGAUCAUAAAGGAGAAGAUAGAUGACUUCAAGGAUGACUAUACGCAGGACAAGUUCCAAACAUCGUGGACAGAGUUUGACAACAUCAUCCCUAGGGACCGUGACGGUGACAUUCUGGAGGUGUGCAGCGUGGAGCAAACCUGCUCCACGGUGCUUCCCUCCCUGCCGGCCAUCUCCGUGUCUCCCCCCACCACGGACACCGAGGUCGUGCGCAUGCUUGACGAGAGAUUUGGUGAGAUCCCUCCGCUUCCUCUCCGCCUUCGAGCAGAUGGUGAUCGAGCAAGCGUUGAGGGAAGAUAUAUUCGCCAAGCAGAUGUUCGACGCCUACACCAACCAUAAAGUGCUGGCGAGGUGUCUGGAGGAGGUGCAGGAAGAAGUGUGGGCUGCAGUCAAACACUACCUUCAGUCCUGGAGCCGCUGCACGGGAAAAUGUACGUGGAAACCAGUGAAGUUAAGGCUCACAUCAGAGGCUUCAGUACCCUUCGGCAGAGUCUCCAAGGGCUUCAGCUUCUCCUGGAUAUGUUCCAGGAGGAGAGGGCCAAUAUAAGGAGGGUCAAUGAGGAUGAAGAGGAAGCACAGGACGAGGAAGAAAGGAGGGAUAGAAGAAAGAGCAGGAGGAAGAAUGGGAGGAAUGACAGCCGUAAGAAGAAGAAUAGGAAGAACAAGAAGGGAAAUAAGAGGACCAAGAGGAGGAAGAAUUACCUUGACUGAAUGGAUAGGUAAGACAUGGAGACUUUGUGCCUAGAUUAACUACUGCUGGCGACUGAUAAUCACACACACACACACACACACACACACACACACACACACACACACACACACACGUAUGCAUGCCACUAAAAAAAAAAAAAAUGACAUGCUUAAUAUUAGAUUUUAUACUUCUAUUUAUUUAUAUUUUAUUUGUAUGUUUUCACUCUUAUACUUACAUACAUGUAUUUAUUUGAUUACUAAUAAGCUUGUAUACCUGCUUUAGAUAAAUUGGUGUGUAUCUG